ACAGGAGUUCCGACGGGGCUUUUUACGCCGCGGGUCCGUGCAGGAGGGAGCAGCCGCUCACGCCGCCAACUCCAGCCGGGGCUCCCCUCGCCUGGAUCACUCCCCCCGCCCACUCGCCAGAGAGGCAAGGAAGCCGAUCCCGACCCGGCGACCAGCUCUCCUCGGAGCAUGUCGGAAUCCAGAGCCCACGGCACGGCGGCGGACAAGGAGUCUCCCAACCUGGUGGCCCAGCUGUUUGGGGGGCUGCGUUGGGGCCGCCUGGAGGAGCCCCUGGGAUUCAUUAAGGUGUUGGAGUGGCUCUUUGCCAUUUUUGCCUUUGGAGCCUGUGGUUCUUUUAGUGCAGAAACAGGGGCUACUGUGAAAUGCACCAAGCUUCCCAAGGAGACAACUGCUAUUACUGUGCAGUUUGGAUAUCCUUUCAGGUUGUAUAAAAUCCCAUUUGAUAUGCCAGAUUGUAUCGAAGGAUCAACUGCUAAAAGAGUGCUGCAUCUCAUGGGAGACUUUUCUGCACCAGCUGAAUUCUUCGUGACCUUGGGGGUUUUUAGUUUUCUAUAUACUAUGGCAGCUCUUGCAGUAUAUCUACGAUUUCACUCCCUCUAUAAGGAGAAUAAGAAGCUACCUUUUGCGGACUUCUGUGUGUCUGUCUCAUUUACCUUCUUUUGGCUAGUGGCAUUUUCAGCUUGGGGCAAAGGUCUAUCAGAUGUGAAAGGAGCUACACGGCCUUCCAGCCUUAUUGCAGCCAUGUCAGUAUGUCAAUUCAAAAAUGCAGUGUGCAAUGCUGGGGCCACUCCUUCUAUGGGUUUGGCCAACAUCUCUGUGCUGUUUGGUUUUGUCAACUUUAUACUCUGGGCUGGAAAUUGCUGGUUUGUUUUUAAAGAAACCCCUUGGCAUGCACAGACCACCAACAAGGAAAGUUCUGCUGAACAAGGGGCUGUUGAUAAGCAAUAAGGAAACCCCACCCGCAUUGAAGCCUUCUCCCCCCACUCCCCAAAUCAAGAACAUGCAGUCCCUUUGCUCAUCCCAUGCAGGAAAUGUGUCUUCUCUGCCAUUUUUGCUACUGCUCAGCAGUCAUAUUGGCUUCCCUUUGUGACUGAAAUGGGAGGCCUCUCUCCAGCUGCAAUCAUUGGUCCUCUUGUGGUCGUAGACAGACAGACUGUUCAUAGUUACAACAAAACUCUUCUUUAUUUGGAUUUUUUAUAAGCAUACGCUACUGUACAUUUUCACAUUAGUCACCUAUCUUAAGAUGUAUGGCAAUAUUUCUUUACUGAUGACUUUUAUCAUUUUUUUAAAAAAAUGAAGCCAGUAGAAUUGAAUAAGAACCUAGAAAAAACCAAAUAAUUAGAACCACAGAACUUGGGACAUCUAAGUGCCUUAGAGAGAAAACAUGUCUACUUUGUAGCUAUAAUAGUUGUAGAAACAGUAACUUGCCACUUGGCUGAACAGCAAAAUAAAAAAAUAUUUUUUUUUACCUUUAAUAUAUUUGACGGCAGGAAGGAAUAUGUUACAUUUCUCAUUUUGUAUUACAGAGUAUACCGUAUAUACUCGAGUAUAAGCCGAGUUUUUCAGCACGUUUUUUGUGCUCAAAAACGUCCCCUCGGCUUAUACUCGAGUAUAUACGGCUUAUAC
Ahaetulla prasina is the source of this 1626-nucleotide messenger RNA. RefSeq names its product synaptophysin like 2 (gene SYPL2). The coding region runs from base 169 to 948 and encodes 259 amino acids. Lineage: Eukaryota; Metazoa; Chordata; Lepidosauria; Squamata; Colubridae. The transcript has 6 exons. The record is from RefSeq and is a predicted model, not a curated record. Gene Ontology annotation, cellular component: synaptic vesicle; synaptic vesicle membrane.